This is a messenger RNA of Metopolophium dirhodum (rose-grain aphid), 1274 nucleotides long. RefSeq names its product protein snakeskin (gene Ssk). NCBI's taxonomy places the organism in Eukaryota, Metazoa, Arthropoda, Insecta, Hemiptera, Aphididae. Gene Ontology annotation, biological process: septate junction assembly. The record is from RefSeq and is a predicted model, not a curated record. Bases 223 to 705 code for a protein of 160 amino acids. The transcript has 3 exons.
CAUAAAGAUAACGCGCGAACGUGGAGAGGCGUAAAGCUCUAAUCCACCGCGUUCAACGCAUCGCACAAUCGACUGCAGUGGCAGCGAACUGCCAUCAGUGGCAAUAUACCUAGAUACUUUGUGUAUGCGUGCGCGAUUUGUCACACUACGAAUACAGACCGGACGACGAUUACAUUAUUUUAGAAUAUAUAGACAUAUUAUAGUCGCUGGAGCGAAUUCGUGAUGGUCAACAUAGCAAGCGUGGGCACGGUGGUCAUCAAAGUCGUGAAAUUGGUGUUGAACAUAAUCAUUUUGGUGCUGUACCGGACCGGGUAUCGCGGUGGAUUUUUGGGAGUCGGCGGAACGUGGAACCUUAACGAAGAGAAAAACCCGGAUGCGGAAAUAGUAGCUUCCGGCGUGUUCGUCGGUUUCUUCAUCUACACCGUCGUGAUUCUAAUAUCGUACGGGUUCGGAUCUAACCACCAGAAGAAAACGCUAGUGGAUAUAAUAAUGAAUUUCGUCGGCAUGUUCAUGUUUAUCGCCGUCGGCGGUAUAGCGCUGCACUAUUGGAUUGGUUAUCAGAACGAAAACAAAUACAUCAGCGUAACUUCCGAACGUGCCAUAGGCAUCACGGUGGGCGUGCUGUGCGUUCUUUCCGGUGCCAUUUACCUGGUGGACACCGUACUGUCGUUUAUACAUUUCGCCAGAGAAAUGGAGUUCGAUUAAGAGGCGCGACCGUGGAAAAUUUAAGUUAAUUUAAAUAUAUAGCUAUACUUUAUACAUAAGUUUAUACAUAGGUUUUGCUCUUCGAGUGCACAAUUAAUAAACGCAUAUCAUAUUUAUAUUAUGUAUGUAUACACUGAAAAUCUGUCUGUAUAAAUAUAAUAUAUUGUAUACAAUCUGAAAGGAUUUAUGAACCGCGAAAUGUGCACACGAGCGGAUAUUCUACAUGCAUGUGUGUGUGAAUACAACACAGUGUUAUAAAAACGUUCAAACAUAUAAAUAAUAUAAUAUGCGCUUUGUGAAAUAAUAUCAAAUACCUAACUAAUAAUUAACUUUUUUUCUACUCAUUAUAUACCUGCUACUACUUACUUAUUUACACCUAACGACAUUCCAUCCAUGUAUAAGUCAUAAUAGUGUUUUGUAAAUAUAAAUAUUCUUAUAAUAUGUAGUUAUAUAUUUAUAUAAUAAUAUGUUAUAUUUAUAGUUAGUUAUAGUUAGUUAUAAUUAUAUUUAAAUACCAUGUAUAAGUACAAAUACAUUACCCCAACGAUCGUUAGUAUUUAAAUACAGAA